Aspergillus pseudonomiae is the source of this 849-nucleotide messenger RNA. RefSeq lists its product as uncharacterized. Bases 186 to 800 code for a protein of 204 amino acids. The transcript has 2 exons. NCBI's taxonomy places the organism in Eukaryota, Fungi, Ascomycota, Eurotiomycetes, Eurotiales, Aspergillaceae. The record is from RefSeq and is a predicted model, not a curated record.
GAGGAGAUCGACGGCGAUUCUCAUCUGUUGUGCCGUGGUUGGGCGGUUUGAGGAGGAUGAACCAUGGUUCGACAGUGAUUUAUUGAGUAAGCUAUUUCGACUAAUUAUUCCUAGUCGCGUGGUUCCCGGUUCUUUUUCUUUCAUUUAUUUGGGUUCAUCUUUUAUGGAAAGGGAAUGGAAGGGGAAUGGAAGGAUCCCGUGGUCACAUGUGGCGGGCUUCUCCAUUUCGUCUCAGGUACGCUUUGGGGAGGUUGUUGUGGUUCUGCUGUUUUGAGUAUCGCGUUGUUCUCCCCAGCUACGGCAGCGUAUACGACCUCAAUAGGAUUGAUCCCGGAUCGAUUUUAAAAUUGACGCUAUCGAAGCACGAGAAUAUACCAGGUACAGAUCUUGAUCGAGUCGACGAGAUAGCAGUAGAUGGUAUACAUCUCUCCCUUGUCGCGGUCGUAUUUGCUUUGUCAGGGAUCGCCGUCCAGACCAGGCUGGAUGCCGGGCAAACGGCCGGCACGAGACAAGCAUAUGGAACCCAAACGGCCGAGGUAGACGCUACGGCAGGGCUAACCGGGUUCAGUCGGUGGGCCGUCGGGAGUGGGCCCGAGGCAGGCAGGAAACUCGGUUUCUCCCAGUAUUCGUUACAUAAUCGUCUUGCCCCGAGGAUGUGGAAGCCUCAGGAAGGGCGAUCCUGGAUCGAGGUUUCAAUUUCACUUCGGGGACUGUCCGUGCUGACCUCGAGGAACGACGCGGAAGCACUGGCCAAUCGUAGCGUGGGUGAUGCGUGCCCACCAAUCAGACCCCGACGAUAACCAGAUGAGAAGGCCUCCAAUCCGGAGGCGAGCCAAGACAAGACCCGCU